UUUUACGCAGAGAAGAUGAGCGCUCGGAUACCCAAAUCCAACCCGGCCAUGAAAUUGAUAUUGCUCUUCACAGCCUCUUUUUCCUGGGCCUUCCAGCAGCAGGCAAUACCGCCAAAGUACCAGUACCGCGACCCUGUGACCUCUGACCUCCUGCUAUGCAACCAGUGCCCUCCUGGCACAGCUGUGAAACGACACUGCACAGCUGACAUGCCCACAGAGUGCCAGGCCUGUCCUGAGAAGCAUUUUGCUGAAAACUGGCACUGGGGGGACACAUGUCAAUACUGCACCUCGGUGUGCAAGGAGAGACAACUAGUGGAGCAGCAGUGUAACAGCACCCACGACCAGCUGUGUGAGUGCGCUCCAGGGUUCCAUCUAGUGGUGGAGUUCUGCAUCACACACAGCACCUGUCCACCUGGCCAUGGAGUGACAGCUUUAGGCACACCACAGAGUGACACUGUGUGUGAACGUUGUCCCCCUGGUCAUUUCUCUAUCGGCGGCUCCUCCACAGAGCCGUGUCAGCCCCACAGGAACUGCUCUGAUUCAGGCUUGAAGACUCUGAGAUGGGGCACGUCCACUUCAGACAGCCUCUGUGUGCAGGACUGCUCCCAGCAUCACAGUAUGUGCCACACAGAUGUGACACUGUGUGAGGAGGCAGUCUUCCAGUCCCUCUCCUCACUGCAGCUGUCUUCUGUCCCCCUGGAGCGGCUGUUGGAGAGCCUCCCCGGGCGGAGAGUGGAUCACAAGAGUCUCGAGAGACUGAAAAAGGCCUGUUCACCUCAGCAGCAGGUCCUCCAGCUGCUGCGGCUGUGGAGGGAGCAGAACAAGGACCAAGACAAGCUGUAUGGUAUCAUACAAGGUGUUAACCACUGUGAGAGGAAAGUGUCCCGCUGCAAUGUUAAAAACCUGACACUAGAUGACCUCCUGAUGGUUACCGAUAGCAUGCCAGGGGUCAAGAUUCGCCAAGAGGACAUCCGAACCGUAGUCUCCACGUGCCUCCCCAGACAGUACAUCCUGCAGCUUCUUCACCUCUGGAAAACAGUGAACUAUGACCUGGAUCUAGCUAAAGGUCUGUCUCAUAGUUUGAGGGAAAUGCGCAGGCAGGGGGCGCCACGCCAUCUGCUGAGAGGCCUGAAGAAGAUCAGCCGCAUUAUAGGAACCACAUCCGCUCACAAGAUGUACGAGAAGAUGUUUGUUAACAUGCUUCAGGACGAGUCGUGUUUUAAAGCGUAUAAACCUUUGAAUGAAUAGAGAUCUGGAAGAUACAAAGUGGAAUACACGGGACCCAAACUGUACAAUGACACUAAAGCAUCAUCAAAUAGUGAAAACACAAACAUUAAGAGACACACUCUUAGUUAGCAGGGGGUAAAUGUAUGUGAAAGAGUUACACGAAAUGGGUCAAAUGAUAAUAUCAGGUUUUAAGAUUUCAUCAUACGGUAUCAAGCUACACAAUAAGUGCCUAGAUGUAUUUUUUCUAUCUGUAAAUAAAGGCAAAACCCCUAUUUUAAAAUGAGAGUGUUAAUGUUUAUGAGAGGUAACAAGGGAUGCUAAAAUAAUCUCACCCACAGCCUAUAAUAUCUGUCUACAGAGAUGAAACAAUAAGCAUUAACAGGAUUCAAACAGAAUACACAUCAACAAACAAACAAAAACAUUCAAGUGUCCUUGGGACUUUUUGACUAGAUUCUGUGAAGAUGAAUAAAAUCUAUUUAAGAUGUAAAUAUCACAUUAUUUUAUUAAAGAAAGACUGGCAGAUGUUGUGUUUUUAUUAUUAUUGCUUUCUCGCUAACUGAGAGGAAGGAUUUGGUUUCAUAAUGAAAUAUUUUCUACAGUUUUCCUUUGUUUGUUUGUUGGUUUGUUCUGGACUGCUGGCAAGUAAAGCUCAUCUGAUUAUUUGAAACUGUCAGCUCUAUGAAUGUACAAAGGAGUGCAAUGUGUUUUCUAUUUAAAAUAUUUUUUUUCUUUCUGAGUAUGUAAAAGCUUGUUUUUAUUACUUUAUCAGAAAUACUGGAUUCCAAAUGCUGCAAGUUCAUGAAGUGAUGUUUGUUUUACAUUUUGUUUGAUCACUUUUAU
This is a messenger RNA of Notolabrus celidotus (New Zealand spotty), 2067 nucleotides long. Its product is annotated as tumor necrosis factor receptor superfamily member 11B-like. NCBI's taxonomy places the organism in Eukaryota, Metazoa, Chordata, Actinopteri, Labriformes, Labridae. The record is from RefSeq and is a predicted model, not a curated record. Gene Ontology annotation, molecular function: protein binding.